AUGGCGGCAGUGGUGGAUGGCGGUGACGAUGGUGGUAAAGUGGUGAAAGGCGGUGGCGACGAUGGUGGUGUCAAUGCAGUGGUAGUGGUCGAAUGUGGUGGCGGUGGCGGUGGCAGUGGCAGGGGCGAUAAUGAAAGUCGGUGGGUUGGUGGUGUCAAGCGAGGUGGUGAUGGUGGUGGAGGUGGAGGUGGAAAGGCUGUGGAGGCUGCAUCAGCAUGGUGGUGGAAGGCGAAGGCGGUGGUGGUUGUGGCGUGGCAUUGGUGGAAGUUCGUGGUGGAGGUGGUAGUGGUGGAAGGCAGUGGAGGCGACGAUGGUGUGACGGUUGAAGGCGGCAACAAUAGUGGCGGUGACAGUGAUGGUGGUGGUUGUGGUGGGGGAAAACAGUGA
Messenger RNA from Cornus florida, 387 nucleotides. RefSeq names its product glycine-rich cell wall structural protein 1.0-like. Bases 1 to 387 code for a protein of 128 amino acids. Lineage: Eukaryota; Viridiplantae; Streptophyta; Magnoliopsida; Cornales; Cornaceae. The transcript has 3 exons. The record is from RefSeq and is a predicted model, not a curated record.